AUGACCUCUCUUCAUCUCAUUCCUCUUCAACACAAGUCGGAAGAGCUCUUUGAAAUAGCUCUCGAACAAAACAAUUCUUCUUCUCCUUAUUCGAAUAUCACCCAACUGGUCAAUUCCACCAACCUCAUGGCCAGUUAUCAAUAUACUGUUUUUGCAAUUAAUGGACCUUUUCUCGUGGUAUUCUCUUUGACUAGUGUUGUUAUUUUCUCAAUCAUGAUCAAACUCAGAAAUCAAACAUCAUCCUCUCAUCGAAGUGAAGCAAAGAAAAAUCAAAGAAUUUUGUUUUCCCUAUUGUUGAGUCUUUCCCUUUGUUCUCUUUUAAACAUGUUCACCAGAAUUGGAUCAGAGUUGACCUAUAUCGGUACUCAACUUAAAACUGUUUUAAUAGUUUUUUCAAUACUGAAAGGAAUUGAUCGAAGUGUGCUUUGUCUGACCACACUAUUUGAAUUUCUUCUCAUAACAUUUGUUUCUCAUGUGUUUUUGGGGACCACCAGAAAAGUUGGAGCCAUUUCAGAGAAAAAAUACAGGAUAUUACGAAUCCUGGUAUUGCAUGUUUUCACCACUGUUUUGACAAUUGUCAUUAUUACAGUUGCAAUUUUUUGUCUUGUCGUCGGCGGAGUUUCAGCAGCCGAAUUGGGAACCAUGAUUGCCAAUUACCUUGUGUUGUCUAGUCUCAUUGUUGCUGCUCUCGCUUUUGCAUUGAUAACUUCUCUUCAACUUUCAUUCAUGCAUUAUGUUGGAUUUUUAUUGCUUCAAUCGAUUCAACAAGGAGAACAGAAAAUUCUUCAAAGUCCAUCUUUGAGUACUUUUCCUAAAACUCAAGUAGAAGAGAAUCCAAAAUCUCAGUCUUUUAAAACUCUACCUCCUCUUUCAGUCCUUGAAAGUGUGAACAUGAAACGAGUGGCCUUAAAAAAAGCCAUUUCCAUCUUGAUUGGUGUCACAUUCAGUUUAUUAUUUCAAUUUUUUGGUUUCUUUUGCAUUCCCUUAGCUGUGGUGAAUAGCACCUUCAUGUUAAUAUUUUAUGGUUUGCAUGACAUAACGUUGGCUUUUAUAUUGAUUUUAUUUGUUAUUAUUUAUCGACCUCUUCAUGACAUUCAAGAGACUUACAAUGAGUCUUUUCUUAAGCAACAACAACAACACAGAUCAACAACCACUACUUUGGAACCCCAUAGCAAAAAAGUGGUUGCAUCGACCAGUGUUUGA
Molecule: messenger RNA, 1203 nt
Organism: Naegleria fowleri
Lineage: Eukaryota; Heterolobosea; Eutetramitea; Acrasida; Naegleriidae
Exons: 3
Coding region: 1-1203 (400 amino acids)
Source: RefSeq, a predicted model, not a curated record